AAUGGCUAAGAAUAACCUUUUUCGUUUAUAUAAUCCAUAUUAUUAUGUAAUGCACAAGGAAAGAAACAGUGAAUAUAGAAGACUGAUUUAUUGUCGAUUUUUACUCAAUUUGAGAUAACAAAAAAGGCGCCAUGGGAGCUCGUCAAGCUAAAAUGAAGAAAAAUUUAGGAUCCAAACGAAAAGGAUCCAGUAGUGAAGAAACAGGAUUUAAGAGAAAAAUACUCAAAUGUUUCUUUACUGAUGAGGCUGAUGACGAAUCGGAAGAAAGGGACAUUUCUGUACAGAAUCUUUUGACUAGAAAUGCUAAUAAAGUAGAGAUAAAUGAUCUAGCUGAUAUCAAUGUUCUUAUCACUACUGGUUUUGAAAUAAAGAACAACGAUCUAGCUGAUAUCAAUGAUCCGGUCAGUACUGAUAAAGAAAUAAAAAACAGCGAUAUAGCUGAUAUCAAUGAUUUGAUCUGUACUGAUAAAGAAUUAGAGAACACUGAUCUAGCUGAUAUAAAUGAUCUGAUCAGUACCGAUAAUGAAAUAGAGAACAAAGAUUUAGCUGACUCACAAGAACAAAGUAGUAGCAAGACUGAAUAUAACAACGAUGAUGACUCCAGAAAUAAAUCAGGGGACGAGGAGAAGAACGUUGAAAAAAGAGCUCACACAAUUGCUAGAAUUGUUGAGGAACAUGCUUUAUUGAAAUUAGAGGAAGAGGAAUUCGAGACAAUAAACACUGAUGAUGAAAGUAAUGAAACAAUUUCAGAGACAUCGAUACAGAUAAUAGAUGAGGAAAAAGACGUAGAACAGAAACCUGAUGAAUAUGUUUAUAGAAUCCUUCGAUUUAACGAAACCUAUCAUAAUGGGCUUAGACCAAAGAACAUCUUCUCUAGAAUUAGUCUUCAGCAACACGUGGAACGAGGAAGUAAGGGCCAGGAAUCGAGGUUUAUUUCCUGCUGCAAAACACUGUAUGGCAUAGAGAGGCUAGGAAGCCUAACGAAUGAGUUUCAAAGAAUAAGACAGGUGGUACGGAUAAAUAUAACAAAGCUUAAAGACAGGGCCCGAGUUAUAGAUCUGACAAAGGAGGAAAUACGAGAGCGUCAUAUAUCACGUUAUUCUGCAGCAUGGGGGUAUGCCGAAAGGUUUGAAGAAGUGAUCAUAGACCCAACGUCAUGUGUUCCUUCUGAAUGUGUCGAAAAAAUCGGUGUCGUUCAUAUGAGGAGUUUUAUUAAAAGAUAAGGUGUUGUUCCUCUACCUUCUUGAAAAGACAUAAUAUUUACUUCACGUAUUAACUUAACGAACACUAAA
Saccostrea cuccullata (small rock oyster) is the source of this 1292-nucleotide messenger RNA. RefSeq lists its product as uncharacterized. The coding region runs from base 132 to 1223 and encodes 363 amino acids. NCBI's taxonomy places the organism in Eukaryota, Metazoa, Mollusca, Bivalvia, Ostreida, Ostreidae. The transcript has 3 exons. The record is from RefSeq and is a predicted model, not a curated record.